This is a messenger RNA of Oncorhynchus nerka (sockeye salmon), 1635 nucleotides long. Its product is annotated as gamma-crystallin M2-like. Gene Ontology annotation, biological process: visual perception; lens development in camera-type eye. Gene Ontology annotation, molecular function: structural constituent of eye lens. The record is from RefSeq and is a predicted model, not a curated record. The coding region runs from base 91 to 618 and encodes 175 amino acids. The transcript has 3 exons. NCBI's taxonomy places the organism in Eukaryota, Metazoa, Chordata, Actinopteri, Salmoniformes, Salmonidae.
GCCACAAUUUCAAAGCCAUGAUCCCUGCAGGGUCUAUAAAGAGGUCCAGUAACGCUAGCUACCUAGUCCGGUCCGAACUAAACAGUCACAAUGGGAAAGAUAAUCUUCUACGAGGACAAGAACUUCCAGGGCCGGCACUAUGAGUGCAGCAGCGACUGUGCUGAGAUGCACAACCACUUCAGCCGCUGUAACUCCAUAAAGGUGGACAGUGGCUGUUGGGUGGCCUACGAGAAGCCCAACUACACUGGCUACCAAUACAUGCUGAACAAGGGCGAGUACCCUGACCACCAGCGAUGGGCUGGCUUCAACGACUGCAUCCGCUCCUGCCGUAUGGUGCCCCCUUAUCAUGGAAACUAUAGGAUGAAGAUCUACGAGCGCUCUGACUUCGGUGGUCAGAACAUGGAGGUGAUGGAGGACUGCCCCGACCUUCACGAGCGCUUCCACAGCCGAGACAUCUCCUCCGCCAACGUCAUAGAGGGUUACUGGAUCCUCCACGAGCACCCCCACUACAGGGGUCGUCAGUACUUCCUUCGUCCUGGCGAGUACAGGAGGCACAGCGAGUGGGGAAGCUCCAGCCCCACCAUCGGCUCCCUGAGACGGGUCACCGAGAUCCCCUGAAGGUCAACUGAGACCCCCUCAUCCUCUCCUAAUGCAAUGCUAUUAUAAAUCCUGUACUGUACCCCUACCCUUUAUUGCUAGCAUUGUUUGACUGUUGUGUAUCUACUGUGGUGUAUCUACUGUGGUCUUCUGACCCUGAAAUCACAUUAGCGUGAUUGGGGUUUUUGGACCAGUUGGUGUUGGGUCUUUGCUGCUUUGCUUAGACUGGGAAAGUAGACCUCGGGGCUCAGGCGAUGCUCGUAUGGUAACAGUGAUGGACUCUCUGGCUUUUGUUGUUACAGAGCAGAAUGAUGUGCUUUGCCAGUCCUCAACCUCCUGUCCUAUUAUAAGCAAAAUAAAUGAAAAUUUGAUCAAAGUCAACCAAAGGGCCUUUUUUUGUUAUUAACCUCUACGACAUCGGUGUCCCUAAACCGGGGCAGUUGUUGCUCAAUAUGCAAUAAUGUGACUAUAAAACAUUGUAAACAACAGCAUCUUUCCGGGACAUAGACAUGUCUUAUAUGGGCAGAAAGCUUAAAUUCUUGUUCAUCUAACUGCAGUGUCCAAUUUACAGUGGCUAUUAUAGCCAAAAAAAGAUCAUGCUAUUGUUUGAGGAUAGUGCACAACAACAAAACACUUUUAUAAUACAAAUGGUUUGAUAGAUUCACCCCUGAAGGUCCCAGAGAUAAAAUGUAGUGUAGUUUUGUUUGAAUUUUUUUAUUUUUUAUAUUGAAAUGUAGGAACUGGGUUCAACGGUUUGACCCCACCGCUGUCUCUGGCACCAUACUCAUUUUGGCACAUUUGGGCAAACUCCUGGCAGAUAUUGUGUAGCGAUGUAAUAAUUCACUGAAACUUUGCACACACUGAUCUCAUAUUGUGGACAACAUCUAUUUUACACCUAAGAUCCUAUCUCAGUGUAUGGCCUUUCUCUUGCAUUUCAAAGAUGACGGAACAAAUAUAUAGAAAACGCAUGUUUUUUGUUUGUAUUAUCUUUUACCAGAUCUAAUGUGUUAUAUUCUCCGACAUUAAAUUCACAUUUCC